Penicillium alfredii is the source of this 1191-nucleotide messenger RNA. RefSeq lists its product as uncharacterized. Lineage: Eukaryota; Fungi; Ascomycota; Eurotiomycetes; Eurotiales; Aspergillaceae. The record is from RefSeq and is a predicted model, not a curated record. The transcript has a single exon. Bases 1 to 1191 code for a protein of 396 amino acids.
AUGCCUCCAUUCAAGAUGCCUUAUUUUUUGUCCACUCUCUUAAUCUUUGCAUUGGUGGGCUUGACUUGCGCUCAGUCGUCCUUCAAACCCAUCCUCGUGACUUCAGGAGUUUCAUUUAACCCAACCGUGGUGGCCUCUACUGCCCCGAAAGAGACCCUCAAUGUCUAUCAAGUUAUCCUCGAACCGCUUGAUACUCUUAUCUCUUCGUGGGGCGCAAGAACUGUCAAGACAAACAGCUUUCGUUUAGACGAUGUGGACACUGGUGUCCUUCCAGUAUCUGUGAACAAUCAUACAUCCUUCCCCUCGGUCCACGACUCAAAUGACGACAUUGUUAUUUUCAAAGACUCUACAUUGACAUUUGGGAGCUGGAAAUAUAACACCCUCUAUCCAUUGCUUCCCAACGAUGGAGACGCUUUGAAUCUCGGACCCAGCUCCGUCCUUCAGAAUGCCGGCUGGAUCUACAACAACGAGAAUUUCCAGACUCUCACUGUACCAUUUGCCUUAAACGUCGGCCAGAAGGGCAGGUUCAAAGGGUCUCUCCUCUUUGGCGGAGCUGCUCCUAGUUAUGAUGCCAAUCGAGUCGGGUCUAGACAAUGGUAUAUCCUACCUGGUUCGGAGAAUGGCGCUUUUUUACAAAGCGGCACGGUGGAAAUCCCCGGAAAUGUCACUAUCCAAAAGUACCAACACUCGACACAUAACGGCCUCGCAAUUACUGAAGGUCAUCCAGAACAGCUGCGUGCAAGACUCAACUUCAGCAGCGAUAGCAUCACUGUCCCUCGUGGCAGUAACCUCUGCCAAUCGAACUAUUCAAUUACCUUCAAUGUCACGACAGCCAGUAAGGAAGAACCAGCCCCCUUCGAAGUCCGCGUUCCCGCGUUUCCUUCCGGAGACAAGGCUCGCUGUACCACGAAAAAGACAAAUGAUUCCAACAUCGAGCUCGGCCUGCCUUUCUUCAGUUUAAUUUAUAUUCUGGUGUCCUCUAUCAACAGCCCUCUCUACUUGACUCUGCCAAAUUCUUAUGAUCUCGACCCAUCUCCUGCGGUCUUCCGCCCUAGUCAGACCUUAGUUCCGCCACCGUCCCCUCCAGCUACUACUGCGCCUACCGCCAGUACUGGGGCUGCCCCCCGUGCCAAAGAAGCCACAACUCUGUCCAAUCUGCUCUUCAGUCUUUUAGUUUCGGCAUUUCUAUGA